AUGCCGGAGCCCUCGGGGGGCCCCCGCCCCGCUGGGGCCGCCGGCGUAAAGAAAUCUCCCGCUGCUGCUGCUGCUGCUGCUGCUCCUGCUGCUGCUGCUGCUGCUGACAGCAAAAGCCACCUGUACUACGGGAAGAUAAGCGAGGCGGGGAAUGCUGCUGCUGCUGCAGUGCUGGAGGAGGGCCCGCCCGCGGGCCCCCCUGCAGCAGCAGCAGCAACAGCAGCAGCAGCAGCAGCAGCAGCGGGACCGCAGCAGCAAGAAAGACUCAAGGCCUUUCAAGUGCAGCAAACAGCAGCUUCUUUUAAAACAGCAGUUCCCACAAUUGACUCUGAUGUUCGAGAGGCCCUCAGGGGAAUGGGCGAACCAGUGACUUUGUUUGGAGAAGGGCCUUUUGAGCGGCGGUCGCGUUUGAAGGCUCUUGUUGCUGCUGGUCGGGAGUUGCCUUCGGGUGUAUGUACACCGCAGCAGCAGCAGCAGCAGCAGCAGCAGCAGCAGUUGCUGCAGCCGGCGGCGCGAGUGAUCGCGGUGAAGAAGCAGCCGGCGGCGAAGCAGGAGCCCGCUGCUGCGGAGCAGCAGCAGCAGCAGCAGCAGCAGCAGCAGGAAGAAGAUAUCGAGGGGACUUUCUACACAGAAGGCAGCAGCAAACUGCUGGCGUUCCGGCGGGCGUGUGCAGCAGCAAGCGCAGCAGCAGCAGCAAAGCGGCUGCAGCAGGAGCAGCUGCUGCGGCAGCACGCCCAGAAGCUGCAGCAGCAGCGCACCACUUGCUGCUUGCCCCCCUCAAGUCCUAUUCUUGACACAAUUUAUUUUAAUAAAUUUAUUCAAUCUAAAAUGCAACUUGCUGCUUCUGUUGUUGCAGACGAGCGGCCCCUCACUUGCUGCAAGUUCGCGCCUUCCACCGCCCUCGCAGCAGCAGCAGCAGCAGCAGCAGCAGCAGCAGCGGCGGCGGCAGCGGCAGCAGCAGCAGCAGCGAGGGGGCAGCGCGCCAGCGACCCCGCCGCCCCCGCCCAAGCCGCCGACGCCAACAGCAGCAGCAGCAGCAGCAGCACCAGCUGCUGCUGGGGGACUUUAAUUGCAACAGCUUCUUGGGGAGACAGCAUCAAAGUCUGGAGACCUGCUGAUGGUUUGCUGCUGCUGCAGCUGAAGGGCCGCCAAAGCCGCAUCAACUCUUUGGCCUGGGCCCCACGGCCAGUGGCCGAGCAGAGUCUGCUGCUCGCUAGCGGUGCAGCAGACGCGACAAUCGCUCUGUACGAUUUGGGGAAACUGGCGAAGGAAGAAGUUAAGGGACUUGCUGCUGCUUCGCAGCAGCAGCAGCUGCUGCAGCAGCAGCAGCUGCUGCAGCAGCAGCUGCUGGUCGGCAGCCUCAAGGGCCACGAAGACCGAGUCAACAAAGUCGUCUUCCACCCCACAGGCCGCGCCUUGGGCUCCACUUCCCACGACGAGACUUGGCGGCUGUGGGACUUGGAGACGCAGCAGGAGAUUUUGCUGCAGGAGGGCCACAGCAGCGGGGUGUACGGGCUGUGCUUCCACCCCGACGGGUCGCUGGCAGUGUCUUCGGACUUGGGAGGAUUUGUGAAAGUUUGGGAUUUAAGAAGUGGCAGAGGAGUUUUGGACUUGGGGGCUCACGUGCAGCAAAGCCUUGCGGUGUCUGUACACCCCGUCUGCAGCAACUGGCUCGCCACCGCAGCAGAGGACAACUCCGUCAAGCUCUGGGACCUCCGCAGGCCCCCCCCCGCAGCAGCAGCAGCAGCAGCAGCAGCAGCAGCAGCAGCGCAGCCGCUGCUGACGAUCCCCGCGCACACCAAGAUGGUCAAGGAGUGCCUCUUCGAGCCCGAGACCGGCAGGUGUAUGUACACCGCAGGCUUCGACGGCCUCGUCAAAGUCUGGAGCUGUUUGGACUUCUCUUUGCAGAAGAGUCUUUCGGGCCACGACGGCCGCGUGAUGGGCCUCGACGUCCUCAGCAGCAGCAGCAGCAGCAGCAGCAGCAGCAGCAGCAGCAGCAGCAGCAGCAGCGGCAGCGGAACUGGGGGCGGGGGGGAUGUGGUGGCGAGCGUUGGCUUCGACCGCACUUGGAAGCUCUGGCACUGCGGAGAGCUGUACGGACACCACAGCGCCCGCGAGAUGCAGCAGCAGCAGCAGCAGCAGCAGCAGCAGCAGCGGGGGGCCGAUUAG
This is a messenger RNA of Eimeria tenella, 2169 nucleotides long. Its product is annotated as U4/U6 small nuclear ribonucleoprotein, putative. The record is from RefSeq and is a predicted model, not a curated record. NCBI's taxonomy places the organism in Eukaryota, Apicomplexa, Conoidasida, Eucoccidiorida, Eimeriidae. Bases 1 to 2169 code for a protein of 722 amino acids. Gene Ontology annotation, molecular function: protein binding; U6 snRNA binding; U4 snRNA binding. The transcript has 5 exons. Gene Ontology annotation, cellular component: U4/U6 x U5 tri-snRNP complex. Gene Ontology annotation, biological process: mRNA splicing, via spliceosome.